ACGACCAUGUACAUUGUUCCACUGCAGCAGGACCUUGAUCUUACUCCACUGCCAUCUGAUGCCACUGAAUUUCAAAAAAUGCCUAAGGCUGCAUGCCAAGUGUGCAAAGAAAACAUGCCUCUGCAUAUCCUAGCAUUGCACAUCGAGGAUUGUAUGGAGUCUGCAGCAGAUGAUGAUGAUGUUAAUGCAUAUAACAGAGAAGAUAUUGCAAAACAAUACAUGUAUAUGGACUGUCAAAAUGAGGUCCAGGUUCUUUCUGUCACAAACUCACCACCUGUUCACCCUAACAAGGAGUCCAGAGAUUGUGACCAGGAUAGAAAGGAAUGCCCUAUAUGUUGUGCCUGCUUUCCAUCAGAUGAAAUUGUUCUGCAUGCAAGCCUGUGUGGUGAAAGUCUACAAGACACGUUGAACUACAGUUCAGACAGCUGUGUGCUACAUGAGGGAAGCUUAUCUAUGGCCGACAUGUCUAGUGAUGAUGAUGUACUCCAGUGGCUUGCAAGCCAAGUAGAUGCAAGCAAAGAUUUUAAGAUCUGCAUCACCCGGGACAACCUUUUCCAAAGAGGCCUAAUUCAGUGGCAGAGACAGAAGAAGGGCUCACCUGUUAACAAACUCAAUGUGACUUUUAUUGGCGAAGCUGGAAUCGACACUGGAGCAUUAAGUAAAGAAUUUUUGACUGGUAAUGUAUAUUUAGGACAACCUCUGGCACCAAACACUACUGAAAUCAGGUUCAUAGGUGCAGUAUUUUUUAUUUACUGAACUGUGUUUUCUGUCAUCAAUUAUUUAGAAAUGAUGCAUGGUAUUG
This is a messenger RNA of Xyrauchen texanus (razorback sucker), 802 nucleotides long. RefSeq lists its product as uncharacterized. The record is from RefSeq and is a predicted model, not a curated record. Bases 7 to 756 code for a protein of 249 amino acids. Gene Ontology annotation, molecular function: ubiquitin-protein transferase activity. The transcript is spliced from 5 exons. Lineage: Eukaryota; Metazoa; Chordata; Actinopteri; Cypriniformes; Catostomidae.